AUGCUGGCAACGAGAAUAUUCGCCCGGUCGCGGCAAGCCUUCCAGUCGCCUAGUCUACGCACAUUCUCAUCAAGCCCGAUCAAUGCCAAGUUGAAGCUCGCGUACGACUUUUAUGAAGCCGAGAAGCCCGAAACCAAGAAGGAUCCCAUUGUCUUUAUCCAUGGCCUCUUCGGAUCCAAGAAGAACAACCGGAGCAUGAGCAAGCACGACUACACCGCUCUCGCCGAGGAUGUCGAGGGUUUCCUGCAAGAACACAAGAUUGAGCGUCCUGCUCUGAUCGGCCACUCCAUGUACGUCUUGCACGACUAUACCACGCUCAGAUGCCGUGGAACAAUGUUGACUGUGGACAAGNNGGGCGCCAAAACAGUCAUGGCAGUUGCUUUGCGCGGUAAAGUGCCCAUCGCCAGUCUGAUCCCCGUCGACAACGCACCUGUCGACGCAGCCUUGAAAAGCGACUUUGGCAAGUAUGUACAGGGCAUGCGCAAGAUUGCCGACGCAAACGUACAGAAGCAGUCCGAGGCCGACGCUAUUCUGGCCGAGUUCGAGUCCAAUGUCGGCGUGCGUCAGUUUCUACUCACCAAUCUCGCCCGCGGCAAGGAUGGAAUCCAGAGGUUCCCCGUCGUCGAGUUUUUGCAGGACAAAGAGUAG
Aureobasidium vineae is the source of this 648-nucleotide messenger RNA. Lineage: Eukaryota; Fungi; Ascomycota; Dothideomycetes; Dothideales; Saccotheciaceae. The record is from the annotation of a GenBank genome assembly.